AUCCUGUCUCAAAAAAAAAAAAAAAAAAAUAUCACUAUAAUGAGUGGUAAGAAAGUUUAAUCCAUUAAAAUUAUGCAAAACGUUAUCUAGAUAAUGGUUAUUUCACUACCCAUUCUACAGAUACAUGAAGAGUAGAAGCGAAUCAGAUUUAAAUAGUGGAGGAAACGGUAUGUGUAAAGGCCUGAAGAGAGAGAGAAUAUGGAAUUUCAAAAUCUGUAAGGUGUUUGGUAUACCUGAACCAUUUAGAGUUUUGAGGGUAUCUAAAACAGCUGAACCUGAAAAGGUAGAAAGAGGUGAGAUUAUGAAAUGUCUUGUAGAUCAUGUUAAAGAAAUUUAGACUUUUUCUUGAGAGAAAUGGGAAACUAUUGGACAGUUUUAAAGGUGGAUAACAAUCACAUAUUUUAGAAGGAUCAUUCUGGCAGCAGUGUGGAAAAUGGAUUGAUGGCAAGGCCAAUUGAGGGGCCAUGGUAGUAAGGCAAGUGAAAGUUGAAGUCCUGGUGGAGGGGAUAGAGAGCAGUAGGUGGAUUACAGAGGAAUUUAGAUGAGACUUGGUGAUUUAAUGGAUGUUUGUGUAUGGAGAUGGUUUAGUCGAUGGAGAGUGAGAGAAUGAGGAAUUGUGCUUGACUCCCAGGAAUAGGCAGAUGGAUAGCUGUGCCAUGAUGAAAACUCCAUCUAGAAGCGUUAAGAAUGAGUAUUAGCCAAAGAUGAGCAGGUACUAACUUUGUGUUAGAAACUAAUAAAAAAUAAAUUAGUGUUUGCUAAUGAAUGUACAUAUAGUGAUCUCAUAAUCAUCAUUACCAUAAAAUAAUUACAUGUGAUAUGCUUUGUAAUUUAUCAAAGCUAUAAUUAACAUUACCUUAAUUGAUCCUGUGAUAUUUUUCAAUGUAACAAAUUAGAAAAUCAAAUUGCAGUUUAAAUACUUUCUUAAGGUCUCUAAUUCUAGACACCAGAGUAGCAAUACUAAAACUCAAGCAUCUUAAUACCAAGGCUACUAGGCACUAUGUGUUGGAAUUAUCACCAUUAUAAUUAUAAUCAGUGGCCAAUUUAUUGAAAAUUCCCCUUGUGCUAGAGACUCUGAUGAGCACUCUUGCCAUAAUUUAAUCCUUAUAGUUAUUCUAAUGAAGUCAGUAUCUUAUCUCUAUUUUACAAAUGAAGAAACUUAGAUUGAGAGAUAUAAAAUAUGUUCUAAGGUCUCAAACACAUUAAUUAAAUGGCAGAAUUGAGAUCUGAUCACCCAAAUCUGAUGACAUACAUAGUACAUAUAAUUCAAGCCAACCUGCUCCCAACACCAUCUAUUAGGCAUACUGUGGCCAUAGUUCCUCAAUAAAUGGCAUAAUAUAUAAGUGAAAGAUAUAUUUACUGAAUCUACUCUCUGGAUGUUAAUUUGGAUUUUUGGUUCACAUUAAUUGUGACCUUUAUAUAAUCAAUCAUGUUGAACAUGUGAUCAUUAAUUCCAAUUUUAAGGCUAAAUAAUUGAAUUUGCUUUGCUUUGAUCUGUAAACUUGGAUCAUUAUAAACAUUGUCUAUAUCUGUAAGAUGUAAAUAACUUUAAGAUAAUUAUACUGGUCAAGAUAAACCAUGUUAUGCUGUCAUAACCAACAAUCCCUAAAUCUCAGUGGCUUUAAAUGACAAAGGUUCCUUUUCACAUUCAUAUUACAUGUUCAUUACAGGUCAGUAGGCAGCUCUGCACCAUUGAGUGUUCUGACUCAAUGACCAGGUUUCAAUUCAGAAAUGUUGUUGGCCACCAAGGCAGCGGAGAGGAAGAAUAAAGAAUCAUGCAUCAAUCCUUAAAUUUCAGGUAGAAAUGACAUAUUUCACUUCCAUUCACAUUUUAUUUGCUAAAAUAUGUCACAUGACCAUGCCCAAUUUUAAAGAGCAGGAAAAUAUAAUCUUAACCAUGUGCCUGGACAGAAGAGAACUAGAAAUAUGUCUACUCUAGAAACUCAUGGCAAUUCCAGCUGUUAGGCAAUUUCAUAGUGAAAGAAUUUCCAGGAUCAAAUAAGUUAGGGAAACAUUGAAUUAAACAAAGUUAGAGAAAUUUUCUAACUAUAAGACUUCUCUGAGCCCUUUCUAUAUUAACAUGCAUUAUUAAUCUCAAAGAGACUAUUAACAUAGGGUCCUUUCUUUAUCUUCAUUUUCCAAGACCAUCUGCAAAGACUCAUAUCUUGAAGAAAUAGUACCCUAAGGCUCUACUUUAUUAGAGCUUUUUAUGGAAAGAUGAUAGGAAGAAAAAAGGAAAGGAAAGAAUGAAGAAAGGAAGGAAAGAAAAAGACUCCAGAAGUACAAAUUUAUUGCUAGUUUUGAAAUUGAGAGUUGUACAGAAAAACCAUCCACCGUAGCUAAUCUCAACCAAAAAAUAACAUUUUCUAUUCCCUUGCUCAUGACAUUGUUAAUUUAUUGAGUAUUUAUUAAGCAUCAUAUACUAUGAUAGGUGCUAUACUUAUGUUAAUUCAUUCCAUCUUCAUAAUAACAUUAUAAAACACAGAUUAUUAUCUCUUCACAGAUGGACAAUCUAAAACUCAGAGAAAACAAUCAUAUAUUGUAUCCCCCCAAAUUCAUAUGGUGAAAUCCUAACUCCCAAGGUGAUGAAAUUAGGUGGUGGGAUUUGGGGAAGGUGAAUACUUCAUGAGAGCAGAACCCUCAUAAAUGGGACCAGUGCCCUUAUAAGAGACCCCAGAGAGUCUUGCCCCUUCUACCAUGUGAGGACACAGUGAGAAGUUGACAGUUUGCAACUCUGAAGAGGGUUCUCACCAGAAACUUCCCAUGCUGGCACCUUCAUCUUGGACUUGCCAGAAUUCGGGAUGGUGAGAAAUGUCUUGUUAUAAGCUACUCAGUCUCUUGUAUUUUGUUAUAGCAGCCCAAAUGGACUAAGACACAUAUAAAAAGCCACACAGACACUGAGUUACAAAUGACAUGAAUAAGAAAUGUCACCUUCCAAACAAAAAGGAUGAAGUGCUCCAGUGACAGGUGCAAGCAGCAAGCUAGCUGGUCCGAAGAUGAAAGAUUUGUUUUCAUUUUGAUUGUGCUCUCUGGUUGGACCUUGAGGUAUGCUGAAAGAGUGAUGUUUGGGGACCUGAAUGGAGAGCCUUAAAUGCCAGAUCAUCUGGAUUGUCUUCUGUAGGCAAUGGCAAGCCACUGAAGGUUUCUGAGGUGGGAGUAACAUAAUCAGACAAUUGAAGCAAGACUUAGAAUUCCAAGUUCAGAAGAGCUCUUGAGCAAUUCAAUUCAACCCUCUCAAUUUAUAAAUGCAGAAAAUAAAGCUCCCAAUUCCAAAGCUCCACAUCUAGGCCUUUCAUCAUUGUCAUUAGCUUUUUCAUUUGGGUAACUUACCUAGCUGAUUAGCUUGCCUCCAUUUGGUCAUAGGGUGAGCUCAAGUCUUGCAUCUGCAUCCCAAAUUAAGAUUAACCCUGAUGAGGUAUUAAGAGCUGGCAGAAGAGGGGAUUAUUUUGAGCCUAGGGAAAUCAAGUGGUGGUGAUAGCAGGAUUCAUACCACAGUCCAUCUGACAUCUAGGGUAGGGAUUGUCCCUUUGCUGCAUAUUUUUCUCUUGAGUUGUGCAGAAGCUCAGUCCAUAGCCACUGACCAUAUCUUUUCUGCAGUGCUGUGUUAAAACUGGCAUUUGUCAAGAUAGGCUAUAUAAGUCUCCAAAGAAGGGAAGAAAUUUGACAAUACAUGGCUGAAUAGUUGCUGAUGCUGUGGAUGUGCUAGGCAUGGUGAUGCAGAUGUCCCUCUGCAGUUGAUCAAAGACUGAUUUUGACCCAUCAAAAGAUGGAGUAGUUGUUUCUGGUGACAAAACCAUUCCUGAUUCUUUGGUCCCUUUCUUAGCAAAUGGCCCCCCCCCCCACACACACACCUUCUUGUUGUGCAAGCCAGAAAUCUAGGUACCAUUUUUGAUGGCUGUCUGUUGCCCCUGAUACUCAAUCAAUACCAAACCAUCCUAUCUUUUGAAUACACAUUUGCCCUAUCCUUCCUCUCUGCCAUGGCCUCAAGUUUAGGCAACUAUCAUAUCUCAUCAAAAUUACUGCAACAGCCUUUCUCUGUUUCUCCUGCCUCAAGUCUUGCCUCCCUUAAUCCAUUCUUCAUAUUACAGCCAGAGUGAUGGAGAAAAGAUUCUUUUAAACAAUUUUUUGUCAUUUUUCAGAGUCAGAGAAUAUAUUAUUUUGUUUUCCAGCUUCCCUAUAGAAGAACAGUCAUUUCGCAAUCAAGAAAUCAAUAGUCAAGAAGUAUUGGUGAUGUGAUCUUUGCCACAGAUGGUAGUGAUUUUUUUCCAACCAGGGAUCACAAAAAUUCCACAUAAUUUAAACAAUUAUUUGUUCAACUUGCUAAAAACUGAGUCAACAGCUCUUUAAGAUCUCAAACUCCAGCAUUCUCAGUUUAGGUAAGAGCUUUUUAAGAACUAGUGUUUUUGGAGGUUUUCCUAAAAGAGAAAUUUCUUUAUUUAGUUAUUUGAGAUUAUGGAUUCAGCUUACUAGUAUCAUAGAAAUAUGUGUUGAGAAAGGUAUACCCAAGUUAUAGGUGAAGAAUGACCAGGAAGAUUCCAGUUUAGAGAUGUUCAGAAUUCUGAAGAGAAGUUAUCUUUCUAGUCUAUGCUGAUGGUGAGGGAUGAAGUGACCAACAAAUAUUGACUGUUUUUUGCAUCAAACUGCAAAUACAUUAUCUCAUUAGCUCUAUGACAUAGUUAUGAUCAUCAGCACAAUUUUACAAAGAAGGAUGCUUAAGUAGUUUGCUUCAGAUCCUAGAUCAGGUAAGUGGGGAGCCAGGAUUCAAACCCAGGACUCAAGAACCUGCAUUCUUAGGGGUUAUUUCUCAUGGCUUUGACAUAGAUGUUUGCUUUUAAUACUCACAAAACCCUUCUGCAAUGAGUUUUCCCAUUCUAGAGAUAUGGUUAUGGAGAUUUGAAGAGUUUAAAACUUGCCCUAUGUCACUCAGUAAGUGGCAAGGCUGAAAUUGAAACUUAUCCGUGGCUACUUCCAUGACUUUUCCAUGAUGCCUUCCAAGAGAGCAUCUGUUCCUCUCACAGAUGCAGCUAAUGCAAGAUGAAGGGCUUCCUUUUCACUCUGUUUCUACUGUCUGUCCUAUCUGCCAUGGUGGAAACGAGGAGCAAGGGGUCUGUGCGGCUCUGCGGGCCAGACUACGUAAGAACGGUCGUGUACAUCUGCGCUAGCUCCAGGUGGAGAAGGCACCUGGAGGGGAUCCCUCAAGUUCAGCAAGCUGAGAGAGGAAACGUCUUCCAGCUCCCAAAUAAACAUGAGGUUUCCGAGGAAAACACAGCACGAAACCAUCCGUGGGUGGAUGCCUCAGGGGAGGACCGUCUUCAGGGUGGACAGAUCCCCACUGAAGGGCUUUGGGAGUCAAAGAUCCGAAAGUCAGUGAUGUCAAGACAAGAUUUACAGACUCUGUGCUGCACUGAAGGCUGUUCCAUGACCGAUCUGAGUGCUCUUUGUUAAGGCAAGAGCAAAUAGCCAAUGGGCGGCAGAGCUUUUGCACAUGUUUAAUCACAGUGCUUACUGCCUGGUAUAACACUUGUAUUGUGUUAUUAAAAGGAUGGCUUUUGGGUAGGCAAUCCUUCUUUUCUAAAAGGUGUGGAUGAAUGGUUAAAACCAUUCAAAAUAGACAGUGAAGUCUAUUUUUUCCCUUUGCCAAGGUGAAUGCUCUGUUCUUUUCAAAUUUUAACUAAUUCUUUGAAAUUUCAAAUGCUGUGCAAAAUUGCAAUAAAAACACUAUAAAUCAAGCUGUGAUAUUUUUUUUUCUUUUAAAAAAAUUAUAAAUAAGUUUUAACAGUAAACAGAAAAUGCUGGUGGAGGAAAACCUAAAAAAUAUGCAUUAACAGGAAAUAGAAAUCAGCUGUUAUCUCAUCAUCCAGAAAUGACCAUUCUCAACUAAUAAUACUGUGUAUUAUUACUGAAAAUGUAAACAUUGAUUCAUGGUCAAAUAUAAGAAUCUAAACAAAGUGCUUUUCUCAGAGGAACUUAGAGUGCUCAAUAAAUGUUUCCUAAUAUCAUGCAGCCCUUCAACAUUCCAUUUAAGAAUAGCUUGGGGGCAUAUAUGUUUCAAUCAGGUCCAUAAACGGCUGGGAGUAUGUUUACCCAGGGUAUGUGUAAGUAAUAAGCUUCUUCCUGUAAUCUGGGCCACCUUGGUUUUGCCUCUUCAUUGCUUUCUAUUAUCAUUCUGUGGAAGAUGAGAAACAAAGAUCCAGAUAGCCAAGUCAUUGUGAUGCAAUUGGAUUUCUUCCCAGAUAAAAAGACAAAAGACACAGUAAGGGUAUCAUAAAACUGUUUUCAUUUCUAACUCUGACAGCCAACUCCCCCAGUGGGUUGUGACAAUAGUUAGAAUCUCUUUUCAUCCAAGUGCUGCUCUUAUUAAUAACUAUAGUCUGUAUUUAAAAUCCAUCUAUUAUAUAUUGGGCACUUAAAUUUUGUCAAGGCAUUGUGCAUGGCAUUUAGACAUUCUCCUUCACACAUUUGUUGCACAAAACCUAUGAGAGUGGAAAGGUACUUACUUUAUCGCCAUUUUGCAGAUUAGGAAACCAAGGCUUAGUAGAAUUAAGUAAAUGUGUCCUAAGUCACACAGCUAAGUGGAUGGUGUUACUGAAUCCAAAUUUAGGCUGUUUAGUAUGAAUCAAGGCAGUCCCACCAAACUGUACUGGUAGUCAAAGUAUUCUUUACUUCCAGGUACUCCCAGUUAAAAAAAAAUGUCUUCACUGAAGAAUGUCCUUGAUGAAGCAGUAAAAUUCAUUUUAUUAAGUCUCUAUCCUUGAGUACACGUCUUACCAAUGUUCUGGGGAUGUAAUGGGAAGACUGCAUGAAGCCUUUGCAUCCUAUUGAAGUAUGAUGGUUGUCCCAAGGAGAAGCACUUGUGUGAUUAAAUUGUGAGCUUAAAACUAGUUGCUUAUUCCAUGAAGACUGAAAAACUGUAGUUAUUCAGAUUUUUGAUAUUUGAAAUUAAAUGAAAUAAGAUUUGAAAAUGAGGUAAAAUUGUCACUUCCAGGAAAACAACUCACAGUAUUUAUUGCUGAUGAUAAAAUAUAACCUUUCAAGCAAUUUUGGGAAACUUUUAUCCCCUAUUAUGAGCAUCAGUGAAGAUAUUAAUGAAUUUGAUUUUUUUAUAUUAUUCAAGGAACUGUAUCAACUUUUGGAAGAUCUGCAUAACUCAGUAAACCAAUGUUUUACAAA
Microcebus murinus (gray mouse lemur) is the source of this 7170-nucleotide messenger RNA. NCBI's taxonomy places the organism in Eukaryota, Metazoa, Chordata, Mammalia, Primates, Cheirogaleidae. The record is from RefSeq and is a predicted model, not a curated record.